This is a messenger RNA of Bombina bombina (fire-bellied toad), 1430 nucleotides long. Its product is annotated as glycosyltransferase family 92 protein F13G3.3-like. The transcript has a single exon. The coding region runs from base 24 to 1331 and encodes 435 amino acids. Lineage: Eukaryota; Metazoa; Chordata; Amphibia; Anura; Bombinatoridae. The record is from RefSeq and is a predicted model, not a curated record.
UCUCAGCUAUAUCUAAAGGAAAUAUGUCUCACAUAAGGCACAUUUUCUUCCUUGGAAGCACUAUUGGCAUUACAUGUCUGAUGAUAAGCCUAAAUUACUUUUGGACAAGAAUACUUUCAUCUGAAAUGAGAAAACAAUCAAGUAGGCAGUGCAUUUCUGUAUUAAGCAUUGGUACGAUCACCCCAUUACAUGAUAGUCGAACAUUUGUAAUUGCUCCGUACUAUGACAACAGAGAGAAGGACCAGAUUCGAAUCCUCAGUAUUAUCCACAGUAAAGAGGUAAAGAAUCUAUACUGUCUUUUUUGUUGUACUUUAAAUAACUUAACGCAUAUAUCAAAAGCUGAAAUAGAUCUACACGAAGAUAGAUUUGGUUUUCCAUAUGGUUUGGCUGAUGUCAUCUGUCCAGAGCCUCCUGGUUGUGAACCAAACUACAUUUCUCUCCAUCAGUCUCCAGAUAAAGAUAUAACUCACCAACCUAAGUUCAGAAUAAAAAACCGUGAGCCUGGAGUAUUUACAGCCAACUUCACAGUCUGCAUUUCUACAAUGUUUGGAAAUUACAGCAAUACGCUCCAGUUCAUACAGACUAUAGAAAUGUAUAAAUUACUGGGCGCCCAGAGAGUAAUGAUCUAUUUGCACAGCUGCAGCCCACAAAUGGAGGAGGUAUUGAAAUACUAUAUUAAGGAAGGCGUAGUUGAGGUUGUACCAUGGCCAAUUGAUCGAUACCUGAAGCCCUCAAAGAGCUGGCUUUACCCUAACGAUGAUACUCAUAUUGGCUAUUACGGACAAGUCACAACAUUAAAUGACUGCAUUUACCGGAACAUGUACAGAAGCAAGUUUGUCCUACUCAAUGACAUAGAUGAGAUCAUUUUACCUUUCAAACAUGACAACUGGGACAGCAUGAUGGAAAGUCUUGAGAAGCAACACCCAGAAGUGGGAAUCUUCCUCUUUGAAAACCACAUUUUCCCAAUAACUGUAACCACUGAUGGUCAUUUUUCUGAUAUUUCCAACUGGAUAAAUGUGCCAGGAAUCAACAUUAUGCAACAUGUCCACAGAGAACCAGAUAGACCCGAUUUCUUCAAUGCCAAGAAAAUGAUAGUAAACCCACGGAAGGUGAUUCAGACCUCAGUUCACUCUGCUUUAAAGAGCUAUGGACAUUCUAAAGAAAUCUCCACUGAAACUGCCUUAGUUUAUCACUGCAGAGGACCUUUACAAGCUAAACUGCCCAAAGAAUCUUUAAUUGAAGAUAAAACUAUUUGGAGGUAUAGCAAUUCAUUAAUAAGGAAUGUUAAUGCAGUUUUAAAUCAAUUUUAUUUUCAAAAGAUACCAACCUAAAGUAAUCGUUAGUUAUCAGCAGUAUGUAUGGACGCUACAUCAAUUUAUUUAUAUUAUUUGAAUGUUUGCACUUGAAAUAUAUUCAGAAUCAACAGAAAA